AUGAAUAAUAGAGAUACACCAAUUUUUCUGUUUCACUGGCUCAUCGGCCAGUUUCAGAUGAAUGGACAACCCAAACUGAUGCAGAAGCAAGUCAUUUGUCAUUUGUAUGACAUCAAUAAAGAGGACACCAAAGAGAACAGAAGGAAGAAUCUACUUCUUUAUACUUCAGCAGGUCUUGCUCCCAGCAUACAGAUUUUCAACAGUACUUACUCACAAGUCUUCUACUUCCAAAUGAUGCUGGAAGAAGAUGUGGAUUCAUGGUCAAUUGAUAUCCCCCGAGAAGAGCUUACUUAUAAUACAGACAUUGCUCCAAUAGAAGAAUGGUUUGUGAAAUUCAACAUGCAUCAUGGAUUAAACAUGUUCACUACUGGAGGAACAUUAUUGGAUGUUGCACGAGAACCUAUUCUUCAGUGGAUGUACUCACUUGGAGUUCAAGUGAAUAUUACAGAAACAAUACCAAAAGUAAUAAAUGUCACAAUAACAAAGAGUCCUUGUGCAAGUGAUGCAGCAAUAAUUGGUCUGAUUUAUGGAGCUAAAGCUACAGAUUGCGCUGGUCUUGCUCUUGUUGAUAUCAUUUUAAUAAAUACACGUUUAAUAAUGCUUACUACACUAGGAUUAUUUAUUAGUGAAGAUUUACGUUACACAACUGGAGAAUUGCUGAAGGAUGAUUAUUUCAGAGCAAGAAUAUGGUAUAACCGCCAAUGUCUAGCUAACAGAGAACAUUAUGAAGUGGACUUUGUUGGUCUCUCAUUCAACAAAGACAAGACAUUGAGCCAGGAAUCUACAUGUUUCUAUAGUAAUGAUUCAUUUAUAAAAUGGCACAAUUGCUUGCCUCACAGAAGCAAAACUGAAAAGCAGGUUUCUAGACGGGUAGUUUCUUUUAUUGUUGACUAUGAACAGAACACAGGCAUUGCUAUUUUAUCCCAACAGAACAAAGCAUUGGUAUCUGUGCAUUCAUUAAUAGACAAUGAAAUGAACAAAAAGAGAAAAUUUCCAGCCUUCUGGUUUCGCGAUCGUUCCUUUAUUCCAUUUGGGAUGUUCUUCCAUCCAAAUAGUCAUUUUCUGUAUGUGUAUGGAAAUCAGGUGUGGCUCUCUGUUGAUGGAGGCAAUUUUUUUUCACCAAUGAUUAAACUAGAGAAAGAAAUGGUUGUGAAAGCAGACAUGUGUGUUUACACCCAAGCUAUUGUGUUUGUGACGAACAAGGGGAAUAUUUUCUAUACCAAGGCAGGUUUACAAGGAUAUGCAAAGCUUACAAGUUUGCCACUAAGUAUCUUCAGCAUGUACUUUGACCACCUAGGAAUUUUAAAUAGUAUCAGUCUGAAUAAUACAUUUGAAGAUAAGCUAGCAGUUUCUGAAAUGGAUGUGAAUACUUUAUUGAAGGAAGAUGACUUAGGUUUUAAUGGUGCUUUGUCUGCACAGUAUAUCACUGAAGAGCAAAUGAUCCUUUUAAACCAUCAGCCAUUGACCACAGGAGCAGCUGUGACAAAAUUCAGUAGUCUACAUGUAGGCAAAUCAUUAGUAUAUAGGCCAGGGGGAUCUGGUAUAAUCAGAAAGGUUUUUCAUUAUAAGAUUCCUCCAGAAUUUGUAUCGGGUAUUCGUAUAGAUAUUUUGGAUCGGUUUCCAGUUGAAACGAAAGCUAACAGCCCUUCUAUAUCAAAUUCUUUAACCAUUUUGCCUCCUGCUACUGGCACUACUAAAUAUAAGCUUCAACUUACAACUGCAGGUACAGAUGUAUUUGUGGCAUCUGAUGUUGAGAAAACAGUGGUGAUUCCAGGCUCUAGCAGUAUUUUUAUUACUCAGGUUGUGGAUGACCUUAAUGCUUUAGGAGAUCCCACUAUGCCUAAUCAAGUGCUUUUGAAUGAAUCUAUUCCAAGUGGGCAGUGGUUUUUGUAUGACUUUGGCACCAAGAAUGGAAGAAAAUGGAGAAUUAUUGUUGAUAUGUGUAGAUAUACAAUACAACAGUUUGAUGAGCUACCACUUAAUGCAAUUGCAUACUUGGAUCUUGGAUCACAAGUUCAAUUUACUUUCCAAGUAACUCCAGUGAAUACAGCCUAUCAAGUGUUUCAUUUGGCUCUAAUGAAGGUAAUAGUUGGAAGGCCUUCUCUACUGGAAGUGAAUGCAGAAGAUUACUGGGAUGACAAUUACAGUUAUAUCAUCAAUAUCAGUGUUCAAAGCAAAUUUUUUGAACAGGGCAAAAGCACCAUAGCUGUCAUUAUUACAUAUGGAUCCCUGCUUUGUGAUGUCACAACUAUUGUCUUAACACUGAAGAAUUCCUGCUCUUACCUUAAAACAAUGCACUACGUUCUACCUAUUCAAAUCUCUGAGACAGACUGGCUAUCUGAAGAGCCCAGUGUGGAGCACAAUGCCUCAUUUCUUUCCAGAGUUUUAAAGAACCUGCCGGUGAACUACAGGCCACCAUCUGAAUUGGGAAUUGCUGUUCCCCUUACAAAAAACUUUUAUAAUGCUGACCCCAGCAAACCUCGACAGAGAGAUUAUUUUGAAGGAUCAAAAGCUACUGGACGCUACAAGCAAUGUGCUAACAAGUCAACUCGAGCUGAAUGUGGAUGUACAACAAAUAUGAAGCUGUCCUUUGCUGUUGCCUUUUCAGACUGCAGGGAGAAAGUUCUGCGAAUGAAAUUUCCAGUAACAAAACUUCCUCUCUAUUUCACCAUUAAGGAAGAGGGUCGUUUUCAAAACCUUACAUCUCCUUAUUUUAUCACAAUAACAGAAGUCAACAACAGAACAAAAUGGAAAGUUUCAGGUAUCAAUUCAACAUCAAGCACAUUAAAAAUGAAAAAAUAUUUAGAGUCUCAACUUAAAACCCAACUAUAUAACCCAGAUGGCCUGACUAUAACUAUAACUGGAUCUGAGCUUUUCCAUUUCAGGGUAUCAACUAUUCCUGGAGUCUCCUUUUGUAACUUAUUUGAUGAAUUUCAGAUUUAUGUUGAUGAUUCUCCACUGGCUUUUCCAGGACAAUAUCUUAUCAGUACUUUUACAGCUGUAUUAAUAGGAGGUAUUAUCUUUGUGGCAUUUAUUCUGCAUGUGUAUGAAAUUCAGAUAGGAAACAUUUUGAAGGGAAAACUAAAAAGAAACAAAGUGGCUUCAAAAGUCUCACUUUCUACAGGUUCAGUAACUUCUUCUGAAACGAAUUGA
Messenger RNA from Varanus komodoensis (Komodo dragon), 3153 nucleotides. RefSeq names its product cation channel sperm associated auxiliary subunit beta (gene CATSPERB). Bases 1 to 3153 code for a protein of 1050 amino acids. Gene Ontology annotation, cellular component: CatSper complex; cilium. NCBI's taxonomy places the organism in Eukaryota, Metazoa, Chordata, Lepidosauria, Squamata, Varanidae. The transcript is spliced from 23 exons. The record is from RefSeq and is a predicted model, not a curated record.